AUGACUAUUCCCUCACUACCCACCCGCGACGACUUCUGGGGCACCAUCGAGCGUGCCUGGUCCACCAUCGACGACAGCAGUGCUCGGGCCCUCCUCCUCUCUGAGAACGCCGAGGAACGCCUCGCAGCCGCCGAGACCCUUGUCAACAAGCACACAGAGGCCAUGCUCGAAGCGCUCCGCAUCAUUCUCCGCCAGUAUAAUGCCCCGCAGUUGGCCGCAUGGGACGCUCAUUGUGAGCGCGCGCUGUACGACCUCGACCGGGAAGACGUCCACGAGGCGCUCGACGGGAGCGAUGACGGUUUCCUUUACACUCGCGGCUUUGUUGUCGCUGCAGGCCGGAAACACUACGAGGCUGUAUUCACCCAGCCUCUCAAGUGGGGAAUCAUGGAUGUCGAAGAAGAGAGCAUGUGCUACUUGGCUUGCCAUCUGUACAAGGACAUGUUUGGCGAGUGGCCUCCGCGAACUGGCAUCAGCCGCGAGACGUGCAGCAACAAGGAUGGUUGGCCUUAG
Messenger RNA from Cutaneotrichosporon cavernicola, 510 nucleotides. RefSeq lists its product as uncharacterized. NCBI's taxonomy places the organism in Eukaryota, Fungi, Basidiomycota, Tremellomycetes, Trichosporonales, Trichosporonaceae. The transcript has a single exon. The record is from RefSeq and is a predicted model, not a curated record. The coding region runs from base 1 to 510 and encodes 169 amino acids.